CACAAAUCCCAGAAAAGGCAAACAAAGUCUUCAACUAUCCAGAGAGAGUCUGUCACCAAAGACCUGUACUAUACUUGGCAAAGUGCUGGCAACAGAUCAUACUUUCACUGAAAUAAAUCUGGCAAACUGUAUGCUUAAUGAAGAUGCUGUAAAAAGUCUUGCUUAUGGGAUGGCUGAAAAUGUCGUUUGUAAAAGACUGGAUUUAAAAGGAAAUAAUAUAAGAGGAACUGGGACUGAGGCUCUAGCCAGAAUGUUACGCCAUAAUAAGAGUUUAACUAGUCUCUGUCUGGAACAGAAUGAUAUGGGCAUGAUAGAGAAUUCCUUUGGUACAUUCUGUGAGGCCCUGGCUGCCAACACCACCCUCAAGGAGCUUGACCUUAGGAGCAACCAGAUUAGCCACAACGGGGCGCAGGAGCUGGCUUCUGCCUUGAAGAGGAAUACCACACUACAGGCAAUAGAUAUGAGGUCAAACAGUGUUGGUAUUAUCGGAGGGCGAGCUCUCCUGGAAGCACUGAGGAGGAACAAAACUGUUUACAAACUCAGCUUGGCUGGGAACAUCAUUCCUACUGAUAUUUUACAAUCUAUUGACACAGCUUUAGGACAUAAUGAAGACCGUCAACUGAUGUGUAAUGACUACUAUCAGCGAACACACAUGUUAUCCUGUGAGCUGAGGACACUCAAAGAAGAGAAAAAGAUGCAGAUGAGUGAAUUGAUGGAUAAAAUUGAUGAGCAGGAAGAUUUCAUGAGAAAGACCACCUGGUCCACUUCACACAAGAUUGGACAGCUGCAAUCAGCACUGGACGAAAGGAAGGCUGCAUUUAAGUCACUUAAAGCAAAAUUAUCAAUGGUAGAAUCAGAACUUGCUCUAGAGCAACAAAAGUCCCAUGAUUUAGAGGGUCUUGUGGCCAGGAUGAAACAGGAUCAGUCAGAGCUGAGCAUCAGGCAUCAGAGUGAUCUGAGGCAGGAGAGAGAGGACAGAGCCUCUGUGGAAAGCAGACUUUUAAGGGAAUUAUCUGAAGUUAAUGACAGAAAUGUGCAGCUAGAAGCUAAGGAAGAUGAACUUAGCAGAAAGGGCAAGCAGCAACAAGAUCAGAUAUAUGAUCUUAAAGAGCAGCUGACACAUGCACAAGCUGACAUAAAACUUAAAGGAGCACAUUAUGAAGAGAAAUUUAAUAAUGAAAAGCAAAAAAACAAAGAAAUUUUACAAGAGGUGGAGUCUCUCAAGACACGAGAGAUUGCCAAGCUACAGCAAGACUUUGAUGACACUGAGAAGCAGCUGAGAGAAAGAAUCAACAAACUAGAGAGGCAGCGUUUGGAGUUGGAAGAAGAAGUGAGCAAGCUGAAAUCUCAGGCAGCGGCUGACAGGAUCAAAGCUGAGGAGGAAUUGGCCACAGUUAAGCAGAAAAUAAGGUCUGAUGAGGAGCAACAUCAGAAGCAGCUGGAAGACAGAAUGCGUAUCCUGCAACAGUCCAAGGAUGAGCUGCAGUCUCAUAGUAACCACCAGAAGGCCCUGAUAUUAGAGCUUCAAGGGAAGAACAGCAGCAUGGAGCUAGAACUUGAGACACACAAGAGAAGGAUUGAUGCACAGAACACAGAAUUGUCUGGGAAGAACAAUGAGAUGAUGGCUGAAGUUGGGAAAGUAAAACUGGAAGUUAAACAGAAAAUGGCUCAAUUAGAAACUGAAAGGCAAGCUCAGAAUGAAUUGAAAGAAGAAAUAGGAAGACUGAAGAGGCAAAUCUCAGAGCAAACAGGAAAGCACAGGGAACUCAUCCAUGAUAAGGAAAGAGAAAUUGAGAGUUUGCAAGAAAAAGUCAGAGAAAAAGACAAGGAACUUAUUCGAAUGAGGGAAGAGGAUGCUCAGAGAUCGUCAAUGCUCCAGUCUGCCAUUAUGACUUAUGUGGCAAGGUCACCACAUAAAUGAUGUCCCAGGUGAACCCUGACUGUAUAACUGACUGUAUAACAUUCCAUUGAUAACAUUCCACAGAACAAAAAGAAAAAUCUU
Messenger RNA from Lingula anatina, 2002 nucleotides. Its product is annotated as leucine-rich repeat-containing protein 45. Gene Ontology annotation, cellular component: centrosome; plasma membrane. Gene Ontology annotation, molecular function: protein binding. The record is from RefSeq and is a predicted model, not a curated record. NCBI's taxonomy places the organism in Eukaryota, Metazoa, Brachiopoda, Lingulata, Lingulida, Lingulidae.